AGUUGCUGCCUAAAUAAUUUUUGUUUUGUUUGAUUUGUUAAAGAUUUCUUUUCUGUUUCACUUUAAUAAACUUAUAUCUCAAUGAUUAAAUAUUCAGAAUUGUUACACCAAUUUGUGCUCUUAUAUCAGUAAAUAAUGGAAUCGGCAAUGAAAAGUGUAUUAAGAAGUUAUUUGCAAAAAUGUGGCGAUGGCCGAGGAUUAGAAAAAUUCCUUCGUAGGAACUCAUUUUCAAGUGAUGAACGUGAUAAUUCUACGCCAAUAGCAACAUUAUCAAAAAAUAAGACAAAAUCUUUAGAAAGUCUCAGUGAAUCAGCUAAAAAGCGUCGAUCAAAAAGUCCAAAGACAUCUAAAGAAAAUUUGAAACAAGAUGAUAUUCCUAAAGCAACUCCUAUACCUGAAGCAAAACCUACUAAAGUUGUGGUAAAACAAAGUGGAGAGAAAAAAGACAAGAAACAUCAUCAAUUUAACUACGAGUCGGUCAUUGAAAUUACUUUACCUUCUGCUCAGCCUCCAGUUCAUUCUCACUCUGACAAUAAUUCAUGUAUAAAGAAUACGACUGAAGAGAGAUUAGAGGAGCCAAUUAAGCCAAUCAUUUGCUCAAAUCUAAAACCUAAAAUUCCUUCGCAACAAAACAUCGAAACGAGUCCCAUGUCGAUUCACGAAAGUUGCGUUUCUAAUAAACAAAAUCCUAUGGAGUGGGACUCGUUCAUACCUGGAUACGAUUCAGCUGCUCAACAAAGCUUUCAGUUAUGCAAUCCGAUGGAGCUCGGAGAUGGUGAAAUAAAUGCUCUUAAAGCUUACUUCCAACAAAUUGGAUUGCAAUUACCAAAUGAAAAUUUGGUAGUUGUUAUAAAAAAUCGUUCAACGGAAACUCAAGAAGACAAAACAUUUAAUGACAUCAAAAAAACGAAAAAGAAAUGGGAAAAUAUUUACGAGAAGUAUAAAGAAAAAUAUCGAAAUCAAUCGAAUUUUGAAUUCCAAUUGCCUGAAGCACAAUCAACACCAAAGCUACAAGUGAGCAGUCAGGUCAGUAGCAAAAUAAAUGAAAAAAGUUCACAAACAAGUUUAGUGAAAAAUUUUGCUAAGAGUACGCAAGUGGAAUCAACAAAAAAAGACCCAAAAAAAUGUCAAGAAACGAUCAACAAUGAAUCGGAAGAAGUUUACCAAAUUCACAGUGAAGUCGCAGAUAGCUUCGAGUUUGUUGCUGGUUCAAUGAGGAAACCAGAACCAAAGAAUUUCUCAGAGGAAAGUUCAACGAAAUCAGCACAUUCCAAGAUAGAAUCAUCAGAUCCUCCAUCCAAAAGCACGGAGCCUUCAAGCAAAAAUAGCAAACAUUCAAUUCAACCAGAAGACAUAUCAAACUUUGAUGAUUCUCUCAAAAUCGCCAUCGCUUUACUGAAUUCUUUACUCGAAUCAAAGCGUAUGAAGCCAGAGUUGAAACGAAAUCUUGCAGGAAAAGUUAUUAACAAAAUUGUCCAAAUUCAAACUUCAAGAAGUAUGCAAACAUCAUCUUUAGGUAGCUCUGGGAUUUAUCCGCUCUCAAAUUCUUCACAACCUCCAUCAGAAGCGUUGAAGUUAGCGAAAAAACUGCCGAAGAAAAAUGAAAUGUCUGAAAAAGAAACAUCCAAACAAUCCCGUGAAGAAGUUUUUAAAGAUUGUUUAAAAUCAAUGACACAAUCAGAAUUAAAUUACAAACAUUCGCAUUAUGAUGAACCAACGAGAGGUUCAACUAAUAAAACAUCAGCACCAAAGAGCGAAUUAAUGAAUUAUGUGAAGAAAGAGAAAGAAUCGCAUUUAAAGUGGAUUGAGAAGGAAAUUGAACAUUUAAAGAAUCUUCGCGAUCUUCUCAAUCAAAAUGAGACGCCAAUAGCGAUGGAUGAGAACUGUCCGAUUUAUGAGAAUCUUUCGUUGCUUCUUGAGAAACAAAAGAAGUCAAAAGCUGCUGAAAAUAAAUGUGAAGUUGAAUCGGACACAGCUUUAUGGAAUUCUCAUGCAAAUCUCAAGAAAAUGAAAAAUCGUUCAAAACUUGGCACUCCGACAGACCAACACGCAGCACCAUCAAAUGGAGAAAGUCUAACAAGUUUUAUUGCUAACAAAAAUAGGAAAUUUAUAGAAAGAUAUGAAAAUUGUCAAAAGGUUUAUGAAGAAAUGAAACAUUACACGCAACCCUAUCAUGGUGGAAGCAGAAGAACAAAAUCAAUCAAACUAAAGUCGGAAGCAAAUAAGAAAACUCCAAUAACAAUUACAAAAUAUGCUCAAACAUCGACGUCACUUGCAUCGUCGUCAGUGUUUGAGUCAUCAGAUUCAAUGUCAUUGCCAGUCAACAACACAAACUCAAAUAAUAAAACAACAACAACGCAUUAUCAAUCUGAUAUGUUUACAAACAAAGUUAACAAGAAGAAUUGCAAAAAUGUGAAGAUUUAUUCGAAAAUUGCUGAAACGCAAACAACCAAUUCAAUAUUCAGAACGAAACCGAUUUAUGAGGCGAGAAAGAAAUCAGACGACGAUAAUAAAUUUGCGACAACAUCAACAAACGUCACGCAACGUAUAAAUCGCAUGAAAAAUGAUAAGCAGCUACAGACGCACCCGCCAUCAAUUAAGUACACGUUGUCGUUUGAUAAGAGAAGUAGGGCAAACAUACGAGAGAAUGUGCCAUUGCCGCAAAAAACUUCGAAGAAUAUUUACAAUGAAAACUACUCAGUGGCAUUGGAAAGUCGACAUAGCGAAGAUAAAGAGAAUUAUAAUACCGAUACAUUGAUAGACGAUGAUGAUGAGAUUGAUCUUCAGACAUGCUUAAACCGUAAACGACCAGAAAUUUUCAUGCGUUUCGAGGAACGUAAGAAAUGCAUCGAAGAACUUAAAAAAUUAAGAGCUUUGAGAAAUGAACAUAGAAGGAAACUUCUUCUUCUUACCUCAGAGAAAUCCUUAGAAACAAAACUUCUUUCAAGUUUACCUGAACCUCCUUUGAAAACGAAGAGAAUUUUCAGCACAAAAGCUCUCAAAUUGCAAACACAGAAGAAAUUUAAUAACUUGACUGAGGUCCAACAAAAGAAAAAAGACGAGAAUCUUAAGAAUUUAAAGAGAAAGAACCGUCUUAUGACCGAUAUCUUUAAUAAGAAAACAGUGCGUGUCUGGAACCAAGCAAGUGUUUUUAAAAACUUAACCAAGAUGCUUUAUAUAUUUAAUAUGGAUCAGGGUCGAAUGCUGACUUUCGAAAUGUCUUUAGCAUUAGAUACUGUACAGUCUUUAAUGCUAGCGGUUGAAAGACAGUAUGCGAUUCCAGCAAGUAGUCAAGUUUUGCUUGUAAGUGGUGGUGAGACGUUAAAACCUUCGAGUCGUGUAUGUACCUACUCAGCAGGGACAGAUUCAAAUCCAAUUUUUAUGUUUAGUAGCGAUUUAGAACAAAGAAAUCCACCUGCACCAUGGCCGAGUAUAGAAAAUGAUUCAGAAUUGGACAUGGAAGUAAAACGUUGUCUGGAAUUGCGUGCUGAAUAUAAAACUAUCGUUAUACGAGCUCAGUUGGCGCAAACUUACUAUGACUUAGGAAAAAAAGAGUUUAAGGUUUGCGAUAAGCUUGUUCAUGAGCAGCAUUUGCAACAUCAGGGCUGGAUGGCUGUGAUAGCAAAUUUGGAAGAUUUAACAACAGAAUUUCAAUCGCGUUGUAAUGACUUUGACAAAGUUUUUAGAGAUCACAUAGAGCGGCGAAUGGAAUAUAAAAAUUAUCUAGAAAGUUUUGAUGAAGAUAUUGAGAAAUUAUCAAAAAUUCCUAUUCUACCACCACUGAUUCAAGGAGCUGAGAAUCAACCUUUUCAUGCAUUUGAUGAAGUCUACAAUGAUGAUGAAUCAUUUGCUGAUAAUUUAGCAGAUGAAUUUAAGAAAGAAAUUAGCGCAGUGGAAGAGAGUCCACAACAAUCGACAUCGUUGUCUCAAGAAGACGAAGGUCUGAUAAUGAAAGAUUCAAAUCAAAAGUUGACUUCUUCACUGACCUUGUUACAAUGGAUUUCAUCAAGCGAAAACCAAAAGUCACUCAAGCGUAUGGCAGAAAACUGUACACGUGAAUUGGAAGUCUUCGACAAGAAUGUAAUGGACACAUUAAAAGACGAAAUCGAGAGAACGUUUGAGAGUGCUUCACGUGAAGAUAUGAAAGAGAUCAAAGGACUUGAAGAGCGUUUACGCGGUCUUGAGAGUUUAAUGUUCGAAGCAAGAAAAAUUGUUCAAGAACAAAAUGAUUUGGCUCAAGCGUUCCAACAAAAUCAAGCACGUGCAGCUAAUCUAGGCGAUCAAUCAAUUCUUCCUGAUCUCUGUGCAUCUCAUCGAAAUCAACUUAUCGUGAUGCAGAAGAAUCACAAAAGAAUGUACGACAUUCGAGUACGAUGCAGUAAAGCAAAAGAUGAGCUCGCUAAGAAUCUUUUUCAACGUCUUAAAUUCGUCAUUCAUAUCGAAAACCGAAUGUAUGAAAUUGAUAGCAAACUUCUCUUCUAUCAUACAUGUUUGCGACGUCUUCAAAAGCACUUGGGGAUCAUUGAACAGAUCCAUCAAGCACCUUGCGUUUAUGUUCAAGCAGUGACUGAAGUUGUCCGACGUCGCAUCUUUUCCUCAGCUUUUUUGAUGUGGGCAUCGAAUCUCGCAUGUCAUCUUCUGACAAUAUACAACGAUGAAGUGAUGCGUCGACAAGAAUUCAAAUAUUCGUUUGAUGGUCAUUUUCUCAAUACACUCUUUCCUGGCAUUGAAGAUUUUCCACCAAAGUUUGCAACUGAAGCGCCAUCGAUGUUUGACUCGUCAUUACCAGAUUUAACGAAAAAUGACUUGGCUGAUUUAUCAAAUUAUCUUCCAGAACUGACAAAAGCUAAUCAGUUACCUAAUCUGAGUGCCAUCAUAGAUUUUUUCUCAUCAAGAAGCUCUCACAGCAAUCAAGAAAUGACAUCAAUAGACGAAAGUGGAAAUCCAACAAAUAAAAAACUUUUAAAUGUUUUCGCACAAAUAAAAGAUUAUGAAAAAGGCUGUGAAUCAGAAACCGACACAGAGGAAUAUGAAAAGAUUGGACAAACUUCAACUGACAAGAACAAAUUAAAUCUUAACAGCAUUUGUGUUGGAACAAAUGUGGAAACUUGUGAUAUGUCAACAAGUAUGGACGUUCGUUUAACAAAGGAUGAAGAAGUGAUAACUGAUGAUAAUGUUGCUGUGGGAUUAGAAGUUGACCGGUUAAAGAAAUUACUUGGAUUGAUGCAUCAAGCAGCGCAAGAGUCAAUAAAUUUGCUUCGUCAUGAAAUCAGUACAAUCAAGUUUGAAACUACAAAUGAGAAAGAAAAUAUACAAAAAGAGUUGACAGAUUUACUUCAUUCAUGGGAAGAUUUGAAAGUUGAAGCUCAAAAUCAUGAACGUGAAAUUGUCCAACGAUUGACAGUUGAUCAUGAACUGGAAAUGAAUGAUUUAAGGCAAAGCCUUUACAUUAAAGACGAUGAAAUCAACACAUUAAAGAGCGAGAAAAAGGAACUCGAAAAGAAAAUUGAUGAACAAGAAAUGAAGUUUAAAACUGAAAAUUCAGUUCAUGAAAAGAAAACACAAGAAUUGGAGCAAAAGCGACAGGAAUUAGAGAAGAAACUUUCACAGCAAAGUGUUGAACGCGAUGCAGCAUUGAAGGAGCUCAGAGAGCGAAUGUUGACUGAUCAUCGGAAUGAAAUUGAGUCACUUCGUUGUAAGUUUAAAUUAAUGACAUCAAUGGAACGUUCACCAUCGGAUACAAGUCUUGAAAAGAUUGAACGUCCUGAUAUCAUUGACAUUUCAUCCCAUGAAGCGAUUGUCAAUCAAAUGAAAGAAAACUUUGAAGAGGAAUUGAAAGUCACUGUAAAGGCAGCAAUUGAAAAGGAACGAUCUGAAUCAACAAGAAAAGUUUCAGUGACAAGUUCACCAGGAAAAUCGCCAAUAGAAAGUCAAGAAAUCUUUAGAAGAAUUCUUGAUGAAAAAGAUCGACAACUCGACCAAAUGCGUGAACGUGAACAAUUCUUAAUGAAGGAAUCGAUGAGACUCAAGGAGACAAUUCAGUCACUCACCGACAUCGAAUUAAAUGAAAGUCAAUUAUCAAUCUACAAAGAGAAGCUUGAAGAUGCUCAAAAUGAGAAAAAGAAGUUGGAAAAGGAUUUGGAGAAAGAAAGAUCGAAACGAGCAAAAUUGAGUGCUCUUUCUCAAUGUAGUGGCGGCGUCACAGUUAAUUCAUGCUCAAAAGAUGAUCUUGUGCUUGUUGUUUGGAACAGUGCACAUGAUCAAUACACAGUUGUGCAAGACUCUUCAAUUCUCUACUUUUUACAUGCUGAAAGCUUCAAUGAUAUGAAACUUGUGUCAGUUCCACCCAACACAUAUCCAAAAGUCAACUUUUGUAUUGGAAAAGUCACCGACAAAGAAUAUUGUCAUGCAAAGAAGGAUGAGAAUCGUUAUAAAGUUAGUAAAGGCACAAAGUUUUAUCGUGUUAAAGUGCGACCACGCUCACCCUUGAUGGACAAGAGUACAACAAUCGAGAAAAAAAGAUCAAGGAAAUCAACUGAUUCUCAAAGUGAAUCAUCAAAAUCAUCGAAAAUUGAACGUCAGCCAAGUAUUCUCAUCGAUUCAUUCUCUCAAACUGAUACAAAAAAUCUUCUAUUAGAUACAGCAACGGGUGGUGUAGCAAGUAGUGACAUGGUUGAUUCAGGUGUCGAUUCGCAACAUAAAGGAAUCUUUAAAGAAAGAAAUAUUUCUUUAACGGAAGAUGAUGAAUGUUUGUCAUUUAAUGAAGAUCGUUUUCGUGAUAAAACUUUAAUUAUGAGUGAAGAGGAAGAUGAAGCUGAUAAACAAGCAAAAGCUGACGAUAAAAAGGAAGACUCUGAAGAGGUAGAUCCAGAUUGUGUACAUGAAAUGAAAUACGUUCAUACAGAUGAAUAUCAUCAUAAAGAAAAUAUAAAUUAUAAGCCAAGAACAUUUUCAUUUAAGGAUGAAAAGGAACGUCAACCUGAAUAUUGGACGACACAAGGACAAAACUUUUUAAAAGAAUUAUUAAAUAGACAGGAAAACACAAAUAAAGCUAAAAAUGUUAUUUUCUUCAUGGGUGAUGGAAUGAGCUUUGCCACAAUUGCAGCUACAAGAAUGUACAUGGGUGGUGAAGAAAUCGAAUUAUCGUUUGAAAAGUUUCCUUAUAUUGGAUAUUCUAAAACUUACUGCGUUGAUUCGCAAGUGGCUGAUUCAAGUUGUACUGCUACAGCUUAUCUUUCUGGCGUCAAAACAAACUUCGAACUUAUUGGUCUGAAUGCAAAAGCAAAGGCAGGAAAUUGUUCAGCACAUACUGAUGAAGAAAAUCAUGUUGAUUCAAUUGCAAGAUGGGCACAGAAAUCUUGUAGAAGCACAGGAUUAAUUACAACUACAACCGUCACAAAUGCUUCACCUUCAGCAAUUUAUGCUCAUAUGGGUCAUCGUGAAUGGGAAAGUGACUUCCACAUGGAACGUCACAAUUGUAACUCUUCAGAAUAUCAAGACAUAGCUGAACAACUUGUGUAUAAUGUUGAAGGUCGCAACUUGAAAGUGAUCCUUGGCGGUGGUCGUUCCAAUUUCCUCGGUGAAUCUUCCAUUGAUGAAGAAAACCAAAAAGGUAAUCGUCUAGAUGGUCGAAAUUUAAUUGAUGAAUGGAAAACAGAAAAAAGUAAAGAUGGUCAAGCAACUUAUGUAUUUGAUAAAAAUGGUUUAAGAAAUGUUGACAUCGCUAAAACUGAUUAUUUGCUUGGUCUAUUUGAACAUGGAUAUAUGAAAUAUAAUUUAGAUGUUAUUGAUAAGAACUUGCAACAUCAAGAACCAACAUUAACAGAUAUGGUCGUGACUGCCAUUAAAAUGCUACAAAAGGAAGAAAAUGGUUACUUUUUAUUUGUCGAGGGUGGAAUGAUUGAUCAAGCCCAUCAUUAUGGCUAUGCAGAAAUAGCUUUAGAUGAAACCAAGCAACUUUCUGAAGCAGUUGAAGUAGCUCGUCACAUGACAGAUACGUCGGAUACUCUUAUCGUUGUAACAUCUGAUCAUAGUCAUGUGUUUACAUAUAAUGGUCAACCACCUCGUGGCAAUGACGUGCUUGGAAUUGCUAAAGUUUCUGAUGAUGAUAACAUUCCUUAUAUGACACUUUCAUAUGCAAAUGGGCCAGGAUUUUAUGUUACACAUGAUGAAGAAGGGACUCGAAUCAAUCCUGAAACUUAUGACACUACAAAUCCAUUCCUUGUACAUCCUUCAUUAGUUCCUAUAGUCAGAGAUACUCAUGCUGGUGAAGAUGUUGGUGUUUGGGCUUCUGGUCCAAUGGCUCAUUUAUUUAAAGGACAUUAUGAACAAAAUGCAAUUCCCAUAAUUAUGGCUUAUAUAUUAGAAAUUGGUCCUUAUGCUGUUGAUGAGAAAUGUGCUUCAUGCGCUUUUAAUCCUUUAAUGUUUCUCACCAUUGCAACGAUUUUCAUUCUCAGAAUAUUCAAAUAAAAACUUUACAGUAAAAAAGAAUAAAAAAGUUUCUUU
Messenger RNA from Clunio marinus, 8505 nucleotides. The record is from the annotation of a GenBank genome assembly. NCBI's taxonomy places the organism in Eukaryota, Metazoa, Arthropoda, Insecta, Diptera, Chironomidae.